This is a messenger RNA of Cetraspora pellucida, 1355 nucleotides long. The record is from the annotation of a GenBank genome assembly. Lineage: Eukaryota; Fungi; Glomeromycota; Glomeromycetes; Diversisporales; Gigasporaceae.
CUCAAAAAAUCUUAACAAAUAUUCAAGAAUUAUUUAUGUCACGAUUUGAAAGUCGUGUUAAAAACGAAGGUCUUGAAUCUUUUGAGAAGAUUAUUCCCCGUAAUGCCAAUACUGAAAUAGUUCCAAAUGUCUACACUGAUGCGUUGCUUAAAAUAUUGCUUGAAGUACGCAAUAUGUAUAAAAAUAUGAUUGCCACUUUCCAAGGUGAAGUUAAAUUUAAUGAAUCAAUAAAUAAAGCGUUCAGAGAAAUUGUAAAUCGCAACCACGUUUGCAAGCCCUCGACGAGUAAAUCUCCAGAAUUAUUAGCUCGGUUUUGUGAUUCUUUACUUGGAAAGAAAUCUGAAGAAAAUGAUUUUGAAACUGAUCUUGAUAACAUUAUAACUAUAUUUCACUUUGUGGAGGAUAAAGAUGUUUUCAACAAAUUCUAUUCAAAAAUGUUGGCAAAACGUUUAAUAACUGGGAAAUCAGUAUCAGAUGAUGCAGAACAUAGCAUGAUCAAUAAAUUAAAAGAAGAAUGUGGCUUUGAAUAUACACGAAAAUUUGGUCAAAUGCUUGCUGACAUAAGUAAAAGUAAAGAUCUCAAUAAUAAAUUUAAAGAAUACUAUUCUGCAAAAGCUGAUUAUCAAGAUAAUGUUUCUUUUCUUAUUUUGAGCACUAGAAAUUGGCCUCUUCAACCAUUACUAACAAACUUCACUAUACCAGAAGAACUUGAAAAAGUUUAUGAACAUUUCAAAACAUUUUAUAGAAUUAGUCACUCCAAACAUAAACUUAAUUGGUUAUUCCAUCUUUCAAAUGGUGAAUUAAAGGCUAAUUAUUGUAAUUCAAAAAAAACAGGCUAUAUUUUCAUGGUAUCCACAUAUCAAAUAAGCAUUCUUUUGCAAUACAAUAAUGAUAGUUCAUAUACGUUUGAAGAAUUAAUGCAAAAAACAGAUCUAAAUAACUGUUAUUUGACUGCUAUUUUAAAAAAUCUUGUCCGACAAAAAAUUCUCAAAUUAGUGAUUGGUACUGAAGUUGGUGAUCCUUCAUCUCGUUAUGAAUUGAACAUGGAUUUUAAAAGCAAGAAUUAUUGUGUUAAUUUAAAUAUUCCAAUUAUACCCAAAGAAGAUGAAAAAGAGAAAAUCUAUAAAGAUGAAGAUAGAAUGUUUAUAAUGCAGGAAAUCAUUAUUAGAGUUAUGAAAUCUAGAAAAACUUUGAAUUAUAUUAGUUUGGUUAAUGAAGUGAUUUCAGAAGUUUCUAGACGCUAUAAUUUCAAAGUUAAGAUACUUAAUCUUAAAAAAUGUAUUGAUAUUUUACUAGAAAAAGAAUAUAUUGAACGUGUAGAAGGAAUGAAAGAUAUGUUUCGUUAUGUACCUUAA